AUGUCGAGGAUUGUCGGUGGUGUCGCAGCUAGUGAGAACUCGUGGCCUUGGAUAACUCGACUUUUCUUACGAGAAACGAUUGGUAGCGGAGGUGGACGUGGAUGCGGUGGCACUAUCAUCCACAACAAUUGGGUGUUGAGUGCUGCACAUUGCUGCGAGGACAUGGUGGAGAUCUACGCGACAUUUGGUGAUAUCGAUUCUGACACUUAUGACUCAGACCAGUAUUUUCUCCGAUCAACCGAAUUUUACAACCACCCAGAAUAUGGCAACAUGUCAGACGGCACUGGAGCUAACUCAGAUUGGUGUCUGAUCAAAUUUGACAAUAAUAUCAUUGCUGCAGACCCAGAAAAAAAAACAAGAAUCGCUUGUCUUCCAGACGCUGAGCCGGAUCACGGGGAAGCGUGUUGGACCGCUGGAUGGGGCCUUACGUCUCCUGGAGGAACGACUGGAUCUGACGAACUAGUAUCUGUUGGAGUUAACAUAAUGAGCCAAGAAUACUGCACCAACAAAAGUUAUUAUGGAAAAAUCUUGAGGUUGGUCGCGGACGAUAUUUGCGUUGGUGUCCCCGAUCUCAACGGUGACAAUAUUACUGAUGGCGGCAAGAGUCCGUGCCAGGCCCUAAUGAGCCAAGUUAUCGAACAGAAUCGACAGUUGAUCGAGGAGUCUGGUUCCACCCUCGCGGGUUGUUUAAUGAUCAUUUACGGCAUCAUCGUAACCUUCACAAAGGGUAAAUUUUCCAAGACAGCAAGAGGGGACGAAGAAGGUGACGAAGAGGGAAGAAACUGGGACCUUGGAUGCCUUGAAGCUAAGCAUUUGGAUUUCUGGCGUUUUUCGAGCUCUCCCUCUGAUUUUGAAUUUGCCAUUUGCUUUUGGGAUUGGACCGAAGUGGUUUCUUGGCCUUGA
Molecule: messenger RNA, 903 nt
Organism: Oikopleura dioica
Lineage: Eukaryota; Metazoa; Chordata; Appendicularia; Copelata; Oikopleuridae
Source: the annotation of a GenBank genome assembly